GAUUUCUGAUCGUUAGGUGGCGGUAGUAUCGUGUUCUUGAAACACCGAAGAAGAGUUAACCAAACAACGGUUGCAGGAACCGGAAAUACGCUCCUAACACACGUGUUUCUACGUCCGUGGUGUGGAAACAGAGUCGAGUGUACUUGUAACAGUUUGUAAUUUAUCUUUCUUAUAUAAAUAGCACACUGAGGCAGUGCACGAAGGGUUUCGGGUCAACAUGAAUACCCCAGGAGAGUGUAUUUCGACUGAAAAGUCAGAGCCCGAGUUAACAGAAGAGCCCGAAAGCACGCAGGACGUGGAUAAAGUUACACGGACUCGUAGCGGACGCAGGGUCCGCACGCCAGCCCUCUUGGCCGACUCUCAGGUCCCUAGUCCAGCAAAACCCUCGACACGCAGGACGAGGAAAUCUGUUAUUUCUUUGGAUAAAGGAGAUUCGGAGGAAGGACAUACCAUGACGCGUAUAUCAGAGGCGCCCGUAGGAGAGUCUACAGAUUCCCCCAUGCUGCUUGAAAACGAGUCCAAUAAAUCAGAAGGACGCAUAGAAACGGUCCCUAGUACGAUGGAAACGGCCCCCGUACACCCCGGUGAAAAGCCCCAGGAGGCGGCUCUAUUUGUCCCGGGAACGAAACAGACCACGGCAUCACAGAUACCUCUGGGAAAACCGAAAUCGGGUCGAGUUUGGAAGGACCGGAAUAAACAAAGGUUCUCUGCAGUGGUCAGGGAUAAGCCCCUGCGUACUUCUUGGGGAAAAAAGAUGGCAGCCAAACAAGAGCAGCAGUUGGUCAAAAAGUUCUCCCUUCAACUUAAACAAGACAAGGCCAAAGAGAAAGAGGACAAGAGGAAACGGACGGAGGAGACAUUGAAACGACGUGCUGAGAAUGAGCGCAAGUCAGAGAUUGUUCAAGUGAUCCGGAAUACAUCAAAGAUAAAGAGGAUGAAGAAGAAACAGUUGAGGAAAGUUGAGAAGAGGGAUACAUUGGCCAUCCUGCAGAAGACCCAAAAUGAGAAGACUAAGGGUCAGCGUAGCCGCAAAGAAAAAGUUGUUGAUAAAUAAUGCGGUAGCCAAAGAUCUGUGCUCCGUCAGUAACUUUUAGUAACUAUUUCAUUGAUGCUGUUCUUUUUUGAUAAAAUGAAGCUUAUAUUUCAGUGCAUUUAUCUAAAUACAUUAAAAAAAUGCUCAAUAAGAAAUGUGGUUUUGCAACUUAAUGGAAAUGCUCCAUACAUCUCAAAGAUAAAUAGUGGGCUUGGAACUCUGACGUAUACCUACACAACUGACAAUUGUUUGGGUGUGUGUUUGUAUCAUUGUAAAUAAGAAGAUAUUUGCGUACUUUUGAAAGAACUAUUCAUGUAGUCCUUUAGGUUUGGUUGAAGUCCAGCUCUGUUAAGCGUCAUCAGAGGCUUCCUAUUCUGAACGAAAUGUGUAGUGGGAUGGAUGGAGGGGAAUGCUAGUUACAAUAUGUGGUUAGUGACUAGAACACUAACUUUAAAGGUUUUCUGUGAAGUCAUUUGCUUAUUUAGCUAGCAAAAGUCAGUUUCCUAACUUUAGUUUUCUCAAUUCUAGAUACUAGCUCAAUGUUGAACGAAUAUAUAAUAAUUUGGCUGCAUUUGCCCAUUUUUUUCAUUUACACGUAAUCCUAUCACUCGUCAGCACUGUGGUUUGUGAAUUAUAACUAGCUGCCUAGUUUAAUGAGUUUGCUAGUAAAGUGAAAGUCUAUCUAAAGGCAGAUGGCCUGUUAUUUAUUUUUCUCCAUAGAGGUUAUGAUUAAAAGCCUUAAAGUCGCUACAUACACAAAGGCGCACAAUAUAUGACACUUGAAUUGAUAAAAAAAUACAUAAUAAAUGUUAUAAGAUGCAAGAAAAGCCCUAAACUAUUGGGUUGUAACCAUUGCGUAAAAGUUGGCAAUGGUUUUUGGGAUGAGUAGUUCCUUACAGAGCAUUGUACCUUAGCCUUUUCUUCCGUUUUCCAAAUUCCUUUUUGCCCCGAAUCAUGUUUUAUGGUCACAACUAGCCCGAUGGUUGAUUGGCUUGGUCCCAGGCUAAAAACGUUAUAAUUAUUUUACCAAAAAAGUAAACCAAGAAAAUCAAUGGGAAAUGUUCAAAGCUUCAUCCACUUGUGCUAAUGAGUUUAUCUUCGGUAUAAUGUAUUGGAAACGAGCAAUGUGUAAGACCACCACUUUAUGAUUUCGGCCAAAGAUCCACUCAUGAAGUUCUGCGAUAAAGUAGUUUGACUGCUAUAUUACCCGGUUGCUAACAAACAUAACUGCAGUAAUUCUUACUCUUUAUCAAAUGUAUUCAUUAUCAUUAAAUGUAUGUACAAUUAAUUGGUGAAAAAAGAUACAUGUCGUUGAGCAUCAAAGCUGAUAACGAAUCAUUAACAAUCCUGAUUGUAUAACCUGCUGCUGAACCUCAAGCAGAUCAUGCUGGUUUUCCUCAGGAACAGAGGCGACAGUAAAUGGCAGACUAGGCCUACUUCGUGCAUUAAAAAAAAAUCACAUUUAUUUUUAUUAAAUACAUUUGCUAACAGGAAUUUGUAUUGGAUUUUGAUACAUUUAGUGAGGAUGUAUUUGUGUUUUGUAUCCAUACAUUUAAAUUUACAUUAGGAUUUUGCUCACACAGGUAAAGGCUACCCCCGUUUUGCAAUCGCUGAUUUAGGGUAUAACUUAACCCGAUAUUAAACAUAACUGCUAAAGAGGUAUUCGACGUGUUGGUUUUGAAAAGGGUCGUACAUUACAUGAUAAAAAGAUUAACCACCUAGUUAAUUAAUGAUUUUACGAUGUGAUUUUAUG
Molecule: messenger RNA, 2786 nt
Organism: Gadus chalcogrammus (walleye pollock)
Lineage: Eukaryota; Metazoa; Chordata; Actinopteri; Gadiformes; Gadidae
Gene: ccdc86
Product: coiled-coil domain containing 86
Exons: 4
Coding region: 218-1054 (278 amino acids)
Cellular component (GO): nucleolus
Source: RefSeq, a predicted model, not a curated record